This is a messenger RNA of Phytophthora infestans T30-4, 699 nucleotides long. Its product is annotated as carbohydrate esterase, putative. Gene Ontology annotation, cellular component: extracellular region. The coding region runs from base 1 to 699 and encodes 232 amino acids. The record is from RefSeq and is a predicted model, not a curated record. Gene Ontology annotation, molecular function: cellulose binding. The transcript has a single exon. Gene Ontology annotation, biological process: carbohydrate metabolic process. NCBI's taxonomy places the organism in Eukaryota, Oomycota, Peronosporomycetes, Peronosporales, Peronosporaceae.
AUGACCAAAGCGGACACUCUCAUCGCUGUAGCUGUAGUUGCUUUGAUUGCCACACACAACGUCAACGCAACAUUUGUCCGCAGACUAACUGAUGAAGACAGUGGAUCACUCGACUUUGACUCCUCGGAAGGCUCUAACGACGACAGUGCAUCAUCUCUGGAAGAUUUCCUUAACAGUCAGGCAGGAGACACCGUGCCGAAGUUUGGCCAAUGCGGAGGCAUCGGCUUCAUUGGCAACUCGCAGUGCGCUCACGGCUACGUCUGCGUCCUUUCCAAUCCCUGGUAUGCGCAAUGUCUGCCCAAAGGCUCGCAGACGUCAGUGCAGACCAAGAAGCACAGCCAUCGCUCGAAAGUGCACACCGAAGAUGCGGAUCUCUUGGUUGACGACCUUACGACCGCUGAGGUAAUCCCAGCAUGGGAGCAAUGUGGAGGCAAAGGAGUUGACUUUGAUUUCACCACGGACGACUCUAAGGACGAGGAAACUCCAAAGAAACCUUGUGAGGAAGGCUACUCUUGUGCAGUCAUCAACGAAUGGUACUACCAGUGCAAGCCACUCGAGAACCCCUCGGGUGUUCAUCUCUGGGACCAGUGCGGCGGUGAGGACUACACAGGCCCCGCGGAUUGCACUGCUGGAUCUGUGUGCAAGUACUUCAACGCGUGGUACUCGCAAUGCGUCCCCAAGGAACAAGAGUUCUCGUAG